AUUCAGUCGGUGUGUCCCUCUCUCCCCUGGUUGCAGGACUACAGGGACCACCUGGUGUUCCUGAUCACAGUGCCCACCACACUCCUCCUCUUCCUCUCCAUCUUCAUCCUGGUAUGCAUCGAGUCGGUCUUCAAGAGGAUGCUGCGUCUCUUCUCCCUCCUCAUCUGGGCGUGUCUGGUUACCAUGGGUUACCUCUUCAUGUUCUCCGGCGGGAUACUGUGUCCCUGGGACCAGGUGUCCUUCUUCCUGUUCAUCGUGUUCGUGGUGUACACCAUGCUGCCCUUCUCCAUGCGGGGGGCCGUGAUGGCGAGCGUUCUCACCUGCUCUUCCCACACCGUCACGCUCUGCGUCUGCCUGGCGCCCAGCAUCCAGGACCAGGACUCGCUGCGCUGGCAGAUCCUGGCCAACGUCAUCAUCUUUACGUGUGGGAACCUGGCGGGGGCGUACCACAAACACUUGAUGGACCUGGCCCUGAAGCAGACCUACCAGGACACCUGCAACUGCAUCAAGUCCCCCAUCAAGCUGGAGUUCGAAAAGCACCAGCAGGAGCGGCUGCUGCUGUCCCUGCUCCCGGCGCACAUCGCCCGGGUGAUGAAGGCGGAGAUCAUCCAGAGGCUGGAGGGGCCCAGGUUCGGCCGGGCCGAGAACACCAACAACUUCCACAACCUCUACGUCCAGCGGCACACCAACGUCAGUAUCCUGUACGCAGACAUCGUGGGAUUCACCCGGCUCGCCAGCGACUGCUCUCCGGGCGAACUGGUCCACAUGCUCAACGAACUCUUUGGGAAGUUUGACCAGAUUGCCAAGGAUAACGAGUGCAUGCGUAUCAAGAUCCUGGGGGAUUGCUACUACUGUGUGUCUGGGCUGCCUGAGUCCCUCCCCCACCACGCCAGGAACUGCGUCAAGAUGGGCCUGGACAUGUGUGAGGCUAUAAAGAAGGUCCGAGAUGCCACUGGGGUUGACAUCAACAUGCGUGUGGGCGUGCACUCCGGGAACGUGCUGUGCGGGGUCAUUGGACUACAAAAGUGGCAGUAUGAUGUCUGGUCACAUGACGUCACACUGGCCAAUCAUAUGGAAGCAGGGGGUGUGCCAGGGAGAGUGCACAUCUCAGAGGUGACCUUGGAGCAUCUGGACGGCUCUUAUAAGGUGGAGCCUGGGGAUGGACCAAUCAGAGACUCCUACCUGAAGGAGCACGGCGUGGUCACCUACCUGGUGGUCAACCCAAAGACGGACCGCCACAGCCCCAGCCUGGGGGUGCGGUCGCGGCCCUCCCUGGACGGGGGGAAGACGAGGGCGUCUGUCCGGAUGACCCGCUACCUGGAGUCCUGGGGGGCCGCCAAGCCCUUCGCCAACCUCCACCACCGGGGCAGUAUGACCACCGACACCGGCAAGGUCAAGACCACCGAUGUUCCGAUGGGCCAGUACCACUUCCAGAGACAGGAGAGGUCUAAGUCCCAGAGGAGAAGGUUUGAGGAGGAACUCAAUGAGAGGAUGAUUCGCACCAUCGACGGCAUCAACUCCCAGAAACAGUGGCUGAAGUCAGAGGACAUCCAGAGGAUCUCUCUGUUCUUCCACAACAAGGCCCUGGAGAGCGAGUACAGGUCCACCACGCUGCCGGCCUUCAAGCAUUACAUCACCUGCGCCUGCCUCAUCUUCUGCUGCAUCUUCAUAGUGCAGGUCUUGGUCCUGCCCAAAACUGCUGUUCUAGGGAUAUCCUUUGGGCUGGCCUUCCUGCUGCUGGCAUUGAUCCUGGGGAUAUGCUUUGCUGGCCACAUUCGGCAGGGAGCAGGCAAGGCCUCCUUCUCCUGGCUGCCCUCUUCCUCGGCCAUCAUCAUCGCCAACCAACCCUGGCUGCGGCUGGUCCUCACCAUGACCACGAUGGCCCUCAUCCUGGUCAUGUCUGUCUUCAACAUGUUCUUCUUGGAAGACCAAAUGCAGAUGCCAUCCAUGUCUGUGAAUCUCACCAAUGCCAGCCAGUCCCAAGGCCCAGAACACAACGAGGGGGACCCCAAGUUCUAUCUGCCUACGCACGCCCCGCUGCUGGACGGCUACAACACAGCGCUGUACCACAUGGAGCCCCUGGAUAGGCCAGGGGUUCUGAAGGAUCUGAAGACAAUGGGCUCGGUGUCGCUCUUCAUCUUCUUCAUCACUCUUCUGGUUUUGGCCCGGCAGAAUGAAUACUACUGUCGGUUGGACUUCCUGUGGAGGGACAAGUUCAAGCGUGAGUGCGAGGAGAUUGAGACGAUGGAGAACCUGAACCGCGUGCUGCUGGAGAACGUUCUGCCCGCCCACGUGGCCGAGCACUUCCUUGCACGCAACUGGAAGAACGAGGACCUGUAUCACCAGUCGUACCAAUCAGUGUGCGUGAUGUUCGCCUCCAUCCCGGACUUCAAGGAGUUCUACACAGAGUCUGACGUCAACAAGGAGGGGCUGGAGUGCCUGCGUCUCCUCAACGAGAUCAUCGCUGACUUUGAUGAGCUGCUAUCCAAGCCAAAGUUUAGUGGCGUGGAGAAGAUCAAGACCAUUGGAAGUACCUACAUGGCUGCCACUGGUCUCAACGCUAUGCCUGGCCCAGAGAACACACAGGAACACGACCGGCAGUACACACACAUCGGCACCAUGGUGGAGUUCGCCUUCGCCCUGGUUGGAAAGCUGGAUCUCAUCAACAGACACUCGUUCAACGACUUCCGCCUCCGAGUCGUCGUUUCCUCUCUGGCAGGGAUCAACCACGGGCCGCUGAUCGCCGGGGUCAUCGGGGCCCAGAAGCCCCAGUACGACAUCUGGGGGAACAGUGUGAACGUGGCCAGCAGGAUGGAGACCACUGGCGUGCUCGGGAAGAUCCAGGUGACGGAGGAGACGAGCCGGGCCCUGGGUGCGCUGGGGUACGUGUGUUCCUGUCGGGGAGUCAUCAGCGUGAAGGGGAAGGGCGAGCUGAAGACCUACUUUGUUCACAGCGAGAUGAGCCGCUCGCUGUCGCAAGGGACCGUGAUGCCUUGAAUGCAUCACACACACACACACACACACACGCGCACACACGCACACGCACACGCACACACGCACACGCGCACUCAAACACACACACACACACACUCAAAAACAUACAAACCAACACACACUCACUCACUCAAACAUGUACAAACCCCCCCACACACUCACUCACAAACACACACACACACACACACACACACACACAGUCACUCACUCAAACAUGUACAAACCCCCCCACACACAGUCACUCACAAACACACACACACACACACACACACACACACACACACACACAGUCACUCACAAACACACACACACACACACAAACUCACACACACACACUCACACGUACACAAACAUAUUUGUUUGCACACUUAAAAGGGUCAUUGCUCACUCACAAACAGGUGAUUUUUAGCAUUUGCAGCGAUUGUACUUAGAACUCAGCGGUACUGUGGGCAGACAAACUGUUUUAGAUCAUCCACUUUUUGCUGAAAAACAAAAAGCUGAAGCAAAGAGGAACCAUAGGCCAGUUGAUCUGCCUGGAGGACAUCGCUUUGCUUUUGUGUGUGUGUGUGUGUGUGUGAGCGUGUGUGUGUGUGUGUGUGUGUUAGUGUGUGUGUUUGGUGUGGCCCAUCACACCACCUGUAGGGUGGUGUGUGAAAAGGGCGUGGGGUGCCUGCAGAGCUCCAGAGCCCUACUGCUCUAGCGUUGUGCAGUGUGGGUGGCCCUGUGGCCCUUCCAUCUGGUGGAUUUACCUCUAAAUGGGCAACGCAAUAUUCAGUGUUUCGCAUUCAAAGCCAGCAUUAUCCGGUGUGGAGGGUGAAUAUGUAAUUCUAGCCGUGGAGAUUGGAGUUUAGCAGGAGAGACCAACAGCUACUGCAAUGUUAGUACAUUUUCACUGCUGUUGUUUUGUCAUGCAUUAAAUAUUUGUAAAUAA
This is a messenger RNA of Gadus macrocephalus (Pacific cod), 3925 nucleotides long. RefSeq names its product adenylate cyclase 2b (brain) (gene adcy2b). The transcript is spliced from 24 exons. Gene Ontology annotation, cellular component: plasma membrane. Gene Ontology annotation, molecular function: adenylate cyclase activity. The record is from RefSeq and is a predicted model, not a curated record. Gene Ontology annotation, biological process: intracellular signal transduction; adenylate cyclase-activating G protein-coupled receptor signaling pathway; cAMP biosynthetic process. Lineage: Eukaryota; Metazoa; Chordata; Actinopteri; Gadiformes; Gadidae. Bases 139 to 2997 code for a protein of 952 amino acids.